ACUAAAUUAUUUAAUUAUAAUACAUUACUAACUUUUUGGAAAAGAUAAGAAAAAUAAAAAUAAAACGGAGAACAAGCGUUGUGAGCGUGAAACGCGAUUCAAAGAUACAAAGAGAUUUGCUACUUGCUAGCAAGAAAAAGAACGAAUUUGUCACACAUGCUUCUCUUGUCUUCCUUUCCGUGUAACAUCACCAUGGUAAUGGAGGUAGUGUAAUAUAUGUAUCGCACUCGCAGAUAGUCUCCAAGUGAAGGCGCGUGUACUUUCCUCUCCCUUUCACCGUCAUUUCCCUGCCUCAACAAAUAGACACUUCUUUCAAUAAACAGAUCGACGCUUAUUCACAUGGCAACGCACCGGAAAUUCAAAUUCCGGUCACCGCCGCCACCUGCUUUUCCCGACUAAAUGCACAUAACCUGAUUGAUACCUUUGAACAUGUAAUCAAAUAAAACUAUUCAUUCCCAUUAAAGAAAUCGUCACUGCUUCUUCUUCUCACUUGUAAUGGCGAGCACCACACCCUCUGCUGACUCAGCUUCAGCAGAUGAAGUUACCGCAAAAGCCGUUAACAAGCGCUACGAAGGGCUGGUCACGGUUCGAACCAAAGCUAUAAAGGGCAAAGGGGCUUGGUAUUGGCCGCACCUGGAACCCAUGUUGCUGCACAACACCGAAACGGGGCUCCCCAAAGCGGUCAAACUCAGGUGCUCCCUAUGCGACGCCGUUUUCUCCGCUUCCAAUCCUUCACGCACUGCUUCUGAGCAUCUAAAGCGCGGAACCUGCCCCAAUUUCAAUUCCGCCGCCAAACCAAUCUCCUCCGUGUCUCCCUCCUCCGCCGUCGCCGCCAUGGCCUUGUCGCCUCCAUCCUCUCCGACCAACCACAACCACCGCAAGAGAAUUUCUUCUUCCUACGACGCGCCGUCGCAGCAACAGCAGCCGCAUUUGGUGUUAUCCGGUGGAAAGGACGAUUUGGGAGCUUUGGCUAUGUUGGAAGACAGUGUGAAGAAAUUAAAGAGUCCGAAAACUUCAGCCGGUCCAACUCUAACCAAAAGUCAAGUCGAUAGCGCCUUUGAUUAUCUCGCUGAUUGGGUCUACGAGUCUUGUGGCUCUGUCUCUUUUUCCGCUCUUGAGCACCCCAAGUUCAGAGCGUUUCUCAACCAGGUCGGGUUGCCAACAGUUUCUAUCAGAGAGUUCACUGGAAGUAGAUUGGAUGCCAAGUUUGAAGAAGCUAAAGCAUAUUCAGAAGCGCGAAUCAGAGAUGCUUUGUUCUUUCAAGUAGCGUCGGAGGGAUGGAAAUGGAAGGGGAAGAAGUAUUGUGAGGAGAAGUUGGUUAACAUGAGCGUGAAUCUCCCCAAUGGGACCAGUUUGCACAGAAGGACCUUGUUUGUCACCGGCUCUGCUCCUUCCAAUUAUGCACAAGAGGUUAUGUGGGAGACACUAACCGGCAUUUGUGGGAAUGUCGUGCAACAAUGUGUUGGUAUUGUUGCGGACAAGUUUAAGAACAAGGCCUUGAGAAACUUGGAGAAUCGAAACCCUUGGAUGGUUAACCUUUCUUGUCAGUACCAAGGCUUCAAUAGUUUGAUCAAGGACUUCAACAAGGAACUCCCCUUUUUUAACACCGUUACACAGAAUUGUCUCAGGCUCGCCAGUUUCAUCAAUUUCAAGUCUCAGGUGAGGAGUAGUUUUGACAUGUACCAACAGCAGGAGUACGGGCACACCUGGCUGCUCCGAAUGCCAUUGCCCUCUCGCCAGUUCGAGUAUUUUGACACUGUGUAUGCAAUGAUGGAGGAUGUGUUGAGUUCGGUUCGUGCCUUGCAGUUGCUGCUGUUGAAUGAGAACUUCAAAAUGGCGUCAAUUGAAAACCCGAAUGCGAGGGAAGUUGGGGGCAUGAUUCGAGAUGUGGGGUUUUGGAAUGAUUUGGAGGCUGUGCAUUCGUUGGUUAAAUUGGUGAAGGAGAUGGUUAAAGAGAUUGAGACAGAGAGGCCUCUUGUAGGACAAUGCCUUCCCCUUUGGGGAGAGUUAAGGGCAAGAGUGAAGGAUUGGUGCUCCAAAUUCCAUGUUGCAGAAGCGGCAGUAGAGAAAGUCAUUGAAAAACGGUUCAAGAAAAACUACCACCCUGCUUGGGCUGCUGCUUACAUUCUUGACCCUCUUUAUUUGGUUAGGGACACGAGUGGCAAGUACCUUCCACCGUUUAAUUACUUGACGCCGGAACAGGAGAAAGACGUGGACAAGCUCAUAACAAGGCUUGUGUCAAGGGAUGAGGCUCAUAUUGUGUUAAUGGAGCUAAUGAAAUGGAGAACGCAAGGGCUUGAUCCUGUGUAUGCUCGUGCUGUGCAGAUGAAGGAAAGAGAUCCUGUUACUGGGAAAAUGAGGCUUGUGAAUCCACAAAGUAGUAGACUUGUGUGGGAAACUUAUCUCACCGAGUUUAAGUCCCUGGGAAGAGUUGCAGUUAGGCUGAUUUUCCUUCAUGCAACCUCGCGUGGCUUCAAAUGUAAUUGGUCUUCGUGGAGAUGGGUGUGUAGCCAAGGAAACUCCAGAGCAGCACUCGAUAGGGCGCACAAGUUGAUAUUUAUUGCAGCUCAUUCCAAAUUCGAAAGAAAGGAUUUUUCCACUGAUGAAGAGAAGAAUGCGGAGUUGUUUAGCUUGGCAAAUGGUGAGGAUGAUGUGCUGAACGAGGUUUUUGUGGAGACAUCCUCAGCGUGACAAUUUCUUUUUUUAAGGAAUUUUAAUCUUUAGGAUUCAUUGAAUUCUUUCCACUACCCCCUCUUCUUUCUCUUGUGUCUUCUUCUUCCUCAAUGCUUUUAUUUAUUUUCUUAGUUUUGGUAUUUGUUACUCUCUCGAUGGAUUUCGGGGCAGUUAUUGGCGAUUGAAUUUUGCAUUUCUCCUGCCUGGAAUCGUGAUUCGAGUAACCUCCCAUCGUUCAUCAUAGCAUGGUUUAUUUUCAAGUCGUUAAAUAUCCUGGGAAAGGAUAUGUGUCUUCUUGUUUGUAAAGCUAGAGAAAGUGCAUGACCACCAGUUACAAAACGGGAAGACUAGAAGAGUGUUGUAGAAAUUCUAUGUUCCUCUAGUAAUUUUGAGAUUAAUAAUAUUUGUAAAGGGGAAGCUUUUUUUAUUUAUU
Molecule: messenger RNA, 3106 nt
Organism: Glycine soja
Lineage: Eukaryota; Viridiplantae; Streptophyta; Magnoliopsida; Fabales; Fabaceae
Exons: 1
Coding region: 496-2691 (731 amino acids)
Source: RefSeq, a predicted model, not a curated record